CGUGGAAUCAGACGAGCUCUCCCCUCAAGUGCGGUACAAACCCAGCUCUCUUGGAUUAUGAAUCGGCACGAAUAUACAGAUUUGAACUUGUCGAGGCCAGAUAUCUUCUUGGACACUUCUCUGGAACCCCAUGGAGAUACAGACUCGUUUUUCGACUACGGGAGCGACGCCUUUCCAACUUGGGGAUACGAUUACUACGACAAUCUAUCCUCGGAAGAUUCGUUAUUUUGGCACCUCUUGAAACAAGCUCAAUUGGCCCGGCAUGGGGAAACCUUUGCCCCCACUGAGACCACGCCCACUCCACCCUCUGUGGAACUGGGCCUAGAAUUUGAAAACGACGACGCAGCUUGGGUAAUGGCCUGUACUUUCAUCAUCUUUUCCAUGCAAACUGGUUAUGCUUUAAUCGAAUCUGGAAUGUGUUCCAUGAAGAAUGAGGUCAACAUUAUGGUCAAGAACAUUGUGGAUGUGGCUCUGGGUGGAUUCACCUUCUGGUGCUUCGGAUACGGCUUGGUUAUGGGCAAAUCCGAGUACAGCACACCCCUGUAUGGUGUGGGGUAUUUCUUCUUUUCGCCGGAUGCCAAUCAAUAUGGCACUGGCGAGGCCUACCUGAGGUUUUUCUUUCAAUUGGCCUACGUCUCGUCGGCUACCACAAUUGUGUCGGGGGCCAUGGCUGAAAGGUGUAACUUUCGAGCGUUUAUGCUGUUUUGCGUCCUGAACGUGUUUAUCUAUUGUUUUCCUGCCCAUUGGAUGUGGGGUCCCAGCGGUUGGUUGAAGGAACUGGGGGCCAAAGACAUCGCAGGCGCUGGAGUGGUCCAUGCUUUGGGUGGUAGCUCUAGUCUUGUGGCUAGUUGGUACUUGGGACCUAGGACAGGGUUGUACACUCAACGAGAUAGAAUGAUUAUGGGUAACGCCCAAAACUCUUUGGUAGGUCUUUUCAUGUUGUGGUGGGCAUUUCUGGCCUUUAAUUCCGGCAGCACCUUUGGCGUGAGUAUAUUCAAGUGGAACUUCUCCGCCAAGGCCACAGUCACGACCAUGAUCUCGUCUUUUGGUGGUGGCAUAUUGGCACUCACUGUUUGUUACGUGUUCUAUCGGGGCAAAAUUAAAGUCGGUUAUGUGGUGACAUGCGUUUUUUCCUCCCUUGUCGCUAUUACGGGCAGUUGCUACAUCGUGGCCGCUUGGGAGGCCUUUGUCAUCGGGUUCAGCUCAGCGUCAUUAUGUUUUCUGGCUAUCAAAUUGGCUGAAGGCACAAACCACGAUGAUCCCGUAGCCAGUUUUGCUGUCCAUGGCGUGUCCGGAGUUUGGGGUCUGAUUGCGGUGGGCAUCUUCGCCCAGGCAGAUGACCGAAUCGAGGCCGCUAAAUAUGACGGCCUUCUCAACGGGGGAUACUAUUUGAUCGGAGUACAGUGCUUGGCAGCUCUGGUGAUUGUGGUGUGGUCAAUGAGCACCACUUAUUUACUUCUCUGGUUUAUUGACCACGUGAUUCCACUUCGGAUGGAUUUGGUGGACGAACUUUUGGGUGCUGAUUAUGCCACUCACAACAUUCUUCAUGCGGAUAUUGGAAUCGAGCGAGCCGUUGGGGUUCUCAAAGAAUUUCACGACUUCACCCAAGAGAUCGAGCCCACUGGGAACAACCUAGGUCACUCAUUGUAUUUGGAGGCCAACUACCAACAAAAACUGCCUGCCUUACCCCGGGGAAAGUCGGCCAAAAUAUUUGGCCAAAUUAUCACUCAAGCUGAUGUAGACAAGUACAACCAAAGAGAUCAUCGUCAACCCCCUCGACGAGCUCAAAGUGGAGCCUUUGGUAGGAGGGGACACAGCCAGUUGUUGACCACAUGGCACCCGUUUGAUCCCAUUGAAGAGCACCAAUUGGAACGGGGCUCGAACCAUUCUUCCUUGGAUUGAAAUGAAUGUUUUGAUUGAAUUGAUACAUUGCAUGAGUUGAUCAAAUGCUUCAAUCCCAUUGUCUAAUGGCCAAUAAACGAUGAAAC
Messenger RNA from Tigriopus californicus, 1988 nucleotides. RefSeq names its product putative ammonium transporter 2. Gene Ontology annotation, cellular component: membrane. Bases 58 to 1902 code for a protein of 614 amino acids. Gene Ontology annotation, molecular function: ammonium channel activity. The transcript has 9 exons. NCBI's taxonomy places the organism in Eukaryota, Metazoa, Arthropoda, Copepoda, Harpacticoida, Harpacticidae. Gene Ontology annotation, biological process: ammonium homeostasis; ammonium transmembrane transport. The record is from RefSeq and is a predicted model, not a curated record.